Melampsora larici-populina 98AG31 is the source of this 936-nucleotide messenger RNA. RefSeq lists its product as uncharacterized. The record is from RefSeq and is a predicted model, not a curated record. Gene Ontology annotation, molecular function: oxidoreductase activity. The coding region runs from base 1 to 936 and encodes 311 amino acids. NCBI's taxonomy places the organism in Eukaryota, Fungi, Basidiomycota, Pucciniomycetes, Pucciniales, Melampsoraceae. The transcript has 3 exons.
AUGUGUUCAUCUUCGUUUCAAAGAAUCGUCUUUUUCAUUUUCUUCUAUCGUUCCUUCAUAACCUGCAAAAGUAUUUCAAAGAGGGAAUUGAAAAGCCCUGGAAAGGUUUUGGGAGAAGUUUUCCAAUACGAAUGGGAACCUUUAAGCAAGUCAUAUGAAGAAGACAGAUCCAAGAUUAUCAAAGUUCCUCUUCAAGAUCUUCGUGAUAUGGACGAAAAACCGAAUUUGAAAACUCAUGGAUUUACCUGGGUUUCCGGAAGACAUUUUGACAAUGACGCACCGUUGGACUCCUGGUAUACGAGAGACCAAAUGAGGAAGACGUUCCAAGCGGAUUCUGUUGACCUUGUGAAAGAAUUGACACAAGCGGAUUUCGCAGUCGCCUAUACAGACGCGUAUAGAGCUGAUUUUGGAAGAGAAACCCAACGCCUAAUCCCAACGAUUCACUCUGAUAUUUCACCGAAGGGGGCCAAAUAUUUCAAAAAACAGUUUCAAGAGGAGCUUUCGAAAUCAACCGAUCCAACGAAGGUGAAAUUCCGAGAGCAUUUGAAGCAAGGUAAAGAUGUGGUUAUGUAUACCGUUUGGAGGCCGCUUCGAACUGUCGAAGAUAAUCAUCUUGGUCUCUGUAGCUUGAAUUCACUUUUGGAAGGAGAUGCUAUGAAUUUUGGCAAAAAGAUCAAAUCGGUAGAUGCUUCAAACGCAUUUGAAGCAUGGAAGUAUAGAGAAGGUCAAAGGUGGCAUUAUCUGUCUCAUCAAACCCCCGAUGAAGCGUUUGUAUUUCAUGGAAAUGUGCCACAUGCCUCAUUUUAUUUAGAGGGCGAUGCGGAUCAAACACGAAUGAGCUAUGAGGCAACCGUGAUGGCAAUUUUCGAAUCACCCUCAACUGAAGGAAUGUUUUCAAAACUGAGCAGAAAAAUCACCUCACUUAGUCUCGCCUAG